ACGAAAAAUAAAAACUACGUAACAAAGAACAAAAAAUUGAUCAGAUUUCUUAGGUCGAUUCCUAAGAUAUCCGAUCAUUCAUAUUAAUUCACAUUAUAUCAUUUUUUUUUCCAAAAAUAAAAAAUAAAAUUUAAAAAUGGUUCGUGUAAGCAAUUUCGUUAUUUCACUUGUUAACGUCUUAACCUUUAUGGUUGCAAUUAUGGCCUUAGGAUUUGGACUUUGGUUUAAAGCUGAUGAAGCUAAAAGCCUUUGCCAAAAAUCAUUAUAUAUGCCUUUGUUAAUAUUUGGGGGUUCACUUCUUGUGCUUUCAUUAUUGGGAUUAAUUGGAUCUUGUUGCAGAGCUUCGUUUUUCUUGUGGGUUUAUUUGUUUUUCCUGUUUAUGUUCAUCGUUGGGAUGAUUUGUUUAUCGAUUUUCACUAUUUUGGUGACGAAUAAAAGUGUGGCUAAAGCAUUGUCUGGGAAAGGUGGAAAUGAUGCUAAAUUUGGAGAUUGGGGAAAUUGGUUGGAGAAACAUGUUGUGAAUGAUGAAAAUUGGGAUGAAAUUAAGAGUUGUAUGGCAACUUUCAAGUAUUGUCAAAUGAUGCCUCGAGGAAAACCUGCUGAUUUUUACAAAUAUAGCCUCCCAGCUGCUCAGUCGAGUUGUUGCAAACCACCUACUUACUGCGGCUUUGAGUUCACAAACGCAACAUUCUGGACGAUGCCAAAAACAGGGCCAGCAGUGCCAGACAGUGACUGCAAAACUUGGAACAAUGCACAAAAUGAGCUCUGUUUCGACUGUCAUUCAUGCAAAGCAUCAUUCCUCGAAACCAUUCAGAAAAAUUGGAACAAAAUGGCAAUAUUAAACUUUUGUGUAUUUGUUUUUAUUAUCAUUAUUUACUCUAUUGGUUGCUGUGCUUUGAGGAAUAACAGAUCAAAGGGAUACAGACCAUACGCAUAAUUUUAUUUUUCAAAGUGAUAAGAAGGAGCUUAUUAUUUGGUUUAAGGCUAAUUUACUGU
Molecule: messenger RNA, 996 nt
Organism: Solanum stenotomum
Lineage: Eukaryota; Viridiplantae; Streptophyta; Magnoliopsida; Solanales; Solanaceae
Product: tetraspanin-8-like
Exons: 2
Coding region: 137-937 (266 amino acids)
Biological process (GO): auxin-activated signaling pathway
Cellular component (GO): plasmodesma; plasma membrane
Source: RefSeq, a predicted model, not a curated record